Molecule: messenger RNA, 1548 nt
Organism: Fusarium redolens
Lineage: Eukaryota; Fungi; Ascomycota; Sordariomycetes; Hypocreales; Nectriaceae
Exons: 1
Coding region: 1-1548 (515 amino acids)
Molecular function (GO): protein binding
Source: RefSeq, a predicted model, not a curated record
AUGUCGUCAGAGGAAUUAUCUCUACCUGUUCUCCCCGCUGUGUCGUGGGAUGAGCAAUCCCAGACCUUCAGCAACAAUCCUCGGAAACGCGUCCGCAAUGCCGCUUCAAAGCACGCGCCAUCUUCAGCUUUCAACAAUUCAAGUGAUCCCGCCAUAUUCUCCAGUGAUGAUGAUCCAGCAUUGGACAACUAUGUAGAGGGGAGACGAAAGAAGAGAUACAUUGGUUCAUGGUUUCAGCAACAUCCCACCUCUUCCGACUCAACCUUCAGUGAGAUUCACGUCCCCAAGCAGAGGCGUCAAUGGACGCGACAGGCAGACAGUGGUGUCUUCCUUGGCAGUGAUGGUAAUGAGAGCGAUGUACUAGAAACAGUACCCGAGGUUCCAAAGCCCAGACUUCCACAGCUUGAUCGCGUUGUGCGCCGCGUCUCAAGAGCUGAACAAGUUGCGCGUGACAGAGUCCGUGCCUGUCUUGACGCGGGUGAAGAGACAAUUGACUUUUGGUCAUUGGGGCUGGAAGAUGUCUCAAACGAUACCAUCAGUCCUUUGUCGCAGUUUUCCUGCAUCCCCGUUGUGACCAAGGAUGUUGCAUUUGAGCAGAAAGACCCCGAGCUUAAGAUCUACAUGGCCCAGAACCGGUUGACUCGGGUUCCUGGUGCCAUCUUCGAUCUAACAUAUCUCACAAUCCUGAGUCUCCGUCACAACAAGCUCAGUGAACUCCCCCCCGCUGUUGCGAAACUUCAUCAUCUCAAGGAACUCAACGUAUCACAUAAUCGUUUAUGGCAUUUGCCUGUGGAGUUACUGGAACUUUUCGCGCCAGAUAGCAAGCUUGACAAACUUGUUGUCCACCCUAAUCCAUUCUGGCAACCAAAUGAGAGCCUUGAAUUGACAGGCGAUCAACUUGACAAUACACUCUUUUUACAGACUGAGGAGGGAGCCUCGCCGACACCACGUUUAGCGAGUCGUGCACUGGGUCGAAGUCCUCUACAGCUCUCGGAUAGUACGGGAAGGAUACUUUCAGACUUCAAGUUCCCAACGGACCAUACAAAACUCAUUCUGCCCGUUGAUGAAGGAGAGCCUGAGUUUCGCCCGUCAUCCUCUGUCUCAUCCAUGACAGAGUCACAACGUCUCGAAGGUGCAACCCGUGUGCCUAGUCUUCUCGAGACGGCUCUUCGAGCCUGCUAUUCCAGCACUCAGCUUUCAGAGAUGCCAUACUACAUUCCUGAGGGGCUCAACCAUCUCAGAAAGCUACUCGAGCGAGCACAAAGACAGAAAGAGGCUGGUGGACUGACAUGUUCACGCUGUCGAAAACUAAUGGUUAUUCCUACCGUCAAGUGGGUUGAAUGGCGAGAAGUUCGGGCUUGUAAUAGGGUCAGCGACGAGAACUCAGCUCUCAUACGGAUGACACCGUUGAGCAUGGCAGAGGGUGAAAGGACGAUACCAUUUGUCAAUCGAGGAUGCUCAUGGCGGUGCCGUCCAGAAGAACUCGAUAAGAGCAGUUGGGGACUGCCGAGUAGAAAUCUUGUUCCAGUGACGGAUGAGGCAAUUUAG